GUAACAUAAAAUCAGUAUGGUUUAAAAUUCCAACAAUUUUUAUUUAUUAAAAUUCAGGGCUUUUCAUCCACGAUGUGUGUAGUCGCAUUCCCAUCCGUCAUAUUAGAUCUGUAACUAAAUCACUAUCAUGAAUGAUGUUUACAAGAAAAAGUAAAUGAAUGUAGUAGGUUAGGAGUACUUCGGUUAAAUUAUCUAAAUUAGAACAGUUAUAUACUUACAGUCAAAACUUAAUCCAAGAAAGAAUCUCAACUGUACACAAUGGAACAAAUAUUCAUGAUCGAAGUGUUUGUCAAGAAAAUUGUACUAAAAAUAGAACCACCCGUUAAAGAUGAGUACGAACUACGUAUGGAAGAAGAAGAGAGGAAAAGAGAGGCAGAAGCUGCGGCGCUAGCUGAGGCACUAUUAGCUGAGAAAAUGAAAGGUAAGAAACCGAAACCUCCUAAAAAACCUAAAAAAAGCAAGGAACCACCUCUACCGUCAGAAGAAGAAUUAAAAUACGCACAGACGUGUACAAUGCAAAUGAAUUGCUUGCCUCUGUUCGAUUUCUAUGUAGCACAUGAUAACUUCGUAGCACCGCCGCCACCUCCACCUCCUACCAAGGGAAAGAAAGGAAAAGGAGGUAAGGGUAAGGGCAAGAAAGGCAAACCUGUCUUUGUAAAACCACCUUUACCAUCCGAACCAUUACCACAGCCUCCUUAUUUUGGAGUCGGAAAUGCGGUUAUAUUCAUAUCAAGGCCGUCGAAGUUACAGGAAGUAUUGGAAAAAACGCCUAUUUUUGUCACGGUUUGGAACAGGGAUGAAAAUUUUAAUUGUAUAGGUUUCGUGAAAGUUCCAUGGCAUGAGACUUUCUUUAAAUGUCUUGAGCGAUCUGCUGAACUAAACCCGGUUAAUAUGGAUCAAGCAGAGUACAGAGACACUAAAAAACCAGAAAUCAUUACCAAUACUGUUGAAAUGGUGAGACCACUACAAUGUGAGGAAGAUUUGAAACCCUCAGGCGAAAUAGAAUUUUUCGUUAGAUUAAGUUGUUUAGGCAACAGAGUGCUUAGUUAUUUCGUCUGUUUACCUGAAAUGGAGAGGAUUCCAGGUCGAAAGUAUCUCAAUGAUGAUUUGAAACUAAAGGAUGUUGAAGUAGUCAGGCAUUGGGAAGGGACCACUAUAGACGAGGUUCCUCCUGUGGCCUUUUUCUUUAGCGCUCCAGAUAUUACUAGAGAACCAAUCAGACCCGUGGAGGAACCAAAAGUGUAUGAAGAUUUUGUGGCUCCUUACACUGCAAGCGAACUGGCAAUUUUAGCCAUGGGCUUUCCUAAAGGUCCAUGUGGAGGUACAAUUGUCCAAAACGCAUGGAUUAUAGAGGAUCUCAACAUCAGUUUAUACAGGGUGAAACUGUCAAAGGCAAAUACCAGCAUGGACAAUUUGUAAAUAAAAGAGAUAUUCAUGGUCCAUGUGGAAGAUUGGACUGUCCUUUAGCUAAAAAAAUUCGGCAAUAUUUGUGCACAGAAGGCAGUUACAAACCGUGUAAAAAGCCGUGCUGCAAGGAAUAUAUUAGCAGUAUUAGGAUGUUAUCAUGUGCUAGGCAAGAAAUUCAUUCCGUAACUGUUCUUUGGUGUUACAAAAUAACACGAGUCGUAACAUAGUAAAUUAAACCCAGUAUUUUAAGAA
This is a messenger RNA of Leguminivora glycinivorella, 1659 nucleotides long. RefSeq names its product MICOS complex subunit Mic10-like. The transcript is spliced from 2 exons. Gene Ontology annotation, cellular component: MICOS complex; mitochondrial inner membrane. NCBI's taxonomy places the organism in Eukaryota, Metazoa, Arthropoda, Insecta, Lepidoptera, Tortricidae. The coding region runs from base 259 to 1419 and encodes 386 amino acids. The record is from RefSeq and is a predicted model, not a curated record.